GUUGGGUGAUACUAAUUGGGGCCAGUUAGCUAACUGGGGACACCUAACUAAAGUCAAUAACUAAUAACUAGUUUACAAAGAAAAUUAAUUAAUAAAUGUUGAAGUUGAUAAAUACUUAUUUACGGCAUAAUAAUAAUUACUAUAAAAUAAUAUAAAAUGAUUCAGUUCACGAUUUACAUGACAAGACUCAAUGAGGUCGCUCCCCGGGGUCGCUUCUGGGAAACCAUGAAGAAACUCCAAAGUCCGCUGUGAAAAAAAUAAUGUAAAUGAACAUAAAAUGGUUGGCAAUCUCUGGCAGGAGGCAGACCAGUUGGCUUUUACAAGCGUGGACCACAAGAGCUGAAGACGGUGCUACCGAAAAACAACACCAGCAGGUAGUCAGAGCGGGACUUGAACCCGCGAUCUCGGGAUGUUGCCUUCAGUUUGAUAAUUGAUUUAUUCGGUAGAUAGCCUCUGAACACACUGUGAUUUGCGUUGGGUUUGGUAGCCAGUGCGACACGCUGAAACCUCCUAGGCUGGAAACGCUAUUCCCCUCCUCUAUCAAGUUAUUCGUUGGGCAGCUACAUAACGCAAUUUUUAUUGCAAUUUUGUUUUUGUUUUUGCGAAAGUUUCGUUGGAUACACCCUGCGAGCAGAGCCUCUUUCAUCUCUUUUUUGAUGCACUGUAAGAAAAGGCUCUGCUUGCAGGCUGGGUAGUGUGCGGGGAAGGCGUAUCCAACGCGGCAAGGGUGAAACGGAGACAAGAUUUUCGACCCCAGUUUCCCUCGUUGCGCAUUAUUUUGAUGGCGGCCAUGAUGCCUGUUCCAGAAACUAACAGCCACUGUACAGAUAGCCCUAACUACAGAGACAAAUACAAGACUUUAAAGAGGAAACUGAAGUUUCUGCUUUAUGAACAAGAAUAUUUUCAAGAGGAACUCAGAAGAGUGCAGAAGAAACUUCUUCGGGUUUCCCGCGACAAAAGGUGCAAUCUACAUGUAGUUACUGCUGAUUUUAUAGCAUUUAAUAUCAGAAAUGGAAAUUUGUAUUUAAUGCUAGACUUGUCUAUGCUGCUAGUAUUAAUUGCUGUGCUUGUUUUAACCCAAGGCUGAGGUCAUGACUACCCAUGACCUGUAAUCAGGUAUCUUUUUUGGUGACAUCUUUUUUUUUUUAAUAAAGGGAGAGAGGGUAUGACUGCAGGUAAGCCGAGGGUACACAUGAAGCUUUUUACUGAAUGUCAGUAGCUACAACUUUUUCAAAAUAUGUUUAUUACAGAACAUGGUGAAAAUUAGGUUUUCUAUUUAUUUCACACGUGAUGCAACCUUAAAGAAUUAGGACAUUUGUUUAUUAUUAUGAAGUGAUUUUACAAAUAGUGCAUGACUUGUGUAAUGGAGGCAUCACAUGUCUUUACCAUUGUAUUCAUGGACCAACUUUUGUGGCAACUUGUGACUGUCAAAACCUCACUCAAUGUACCUGUGGUUUAAGCAUCAUUUAGUCUGUAAACAACAAAAAUAUAAGGGCUAACUCCUAAGUGACUUUCGACUUGACUCAUACAGUGUAUUAAUAUAUUUUUUCACGGAGCGUGUCCAAGAUUUAAUUGAUAAAUUGGC
Messenger RNA from Orbicella faveolata, 1585 nucleotides. RefSeq lists its product as uncharacterized. Gene Ontology annotation, cellular component: Ino80 complex; nucleus. Lineage: Eukaryota; Metazoa; Cnidaria; Anthozoa; Scleractinia; Merulinidae. The record is from RefSeq and is a predicted model, not a curated record. Gene Ontology annotation, biological process: chromatin remodeling.